Messenger RNA from Exophiala oligosperma, 456 nucleotides. RefSeq lists its product as uncharacterized. The record is from RefSeq and is a predicted model, not a curated record. Lineage: Eukaryota; Fungi; Ascomycota; Eurotiomycetes; Chaetothyriales; Herpotrichiellaceae. The transcript has a single exon. Bases 1 to 456 code for a protein of 151 amino acids.
AUGAACACCUACGACCAAGCCAUUGCUCGAACGCUGAUCACGGCAACCAUGCACAAAUAUGCCUGGCACGCGCGUGAGAAGGCCGACUGGGACAAGAUCGCGGAGUGUUUCGAAGCCGACGCCAUAUACCGCCUCGGUGACGGGCGUGAACUACCGCCGUCUCAAGCCAAGGAGGUCGUUCGGGGCAAAGAAGCCAAAUACAUUCGGCACAACAUCACCACCAUCAACAUCGAAUUUGUCAGUGACACCGAAGCACGUACCGAUGCUCUCUUCUUUGCGACGACCGAGUAUAAAGUAGUCGACCAUUGGGGCCAUUGGGUUGACAUCUUUCGCAAGCAACCGGACGGGUCAUGGUUAAUUCGCGAGCGCAGCAUUCGCACGGAGGGCAAGGAUCCAGAGGGCUGGUCUGCGAAAGUCUACGCGGAUGUACCGGCGUCCGUUCCGAAGCCAGAAUAG